AUGGCGGAGAGAGUAGGAGUGAUAGAACUAGGAUCAAAGGGAAUCGGACUUAGUUCAGAGCCAUCACGCUUGAAAGCCAAGAGGCUGUCAUGGUUGAAAUCAUCGUCAGCAAGACGAGAAGUAAAGGACACGCUACAUUUUGACUCUGGGCAUAGGAUACAUGAAGGUGAGGAGUAUCCCUAUUCUAACCCACUCACUUUAGGUUUCGUGAGGUAUCAAAAGGUGCUCACCCUCCUCUUUUGGUAUCCGCCGAAUCAAGCCACCAGGGUCUGGGAGUCCGACGAUGAUUCCGGUUCAGAAACCAUCGGAGUCAUCGAAACACCACCGACAAUCUUGGCGCAAUCAACGGAAUCUCAACACAGCCAGCCCCAAUCUGGAUCUCAGAACGCCUCAACCCAACCCAUUCCCAUUCGCUUGACCAAUCCAGUGAAAUACUCGUCCGAAGCACAUCCUCCUUGGCCGUCGCGCGAGCAUACCCCGCCAUCUGGGUCUGAGGAUGGUCCAUCCAAAGGCAAGCAGCUGCCGUCAACGGACGAGCAGACCCCGAAGAGGAAGACUCAGCUCUCAGACGAGCAACCUCAACUGCAUUCGGAUCCGGAACCAGAACCGCAAUCAAGGGAACAACUUCCCACCGACACGGAGCCCGCAACUCAAUCACGAAAUGGGCCUUUCAUCGACAAUUCCAGCUUGUCCGAAGACUUCGAACAAUACGAGAAGGGGAGCAAGUUGGUGUAUACCUAUCAAGUUCCGCGCCGACCUUACGGCCGCUCUGAGUAUCCCAAUCCUGCAGGCAUCUAUAGCGAUGACAAAGUUCUGUCCGAAGACGAAAGGCGCCUCUCUCGCACCGGCUUAGUCUAUCACGAUCGACAUAUCAGCAAUCCUGAUCCCACCCAAGACAAGGCUACAGUCCACCUCACCAUCACGAAAAACAUAUCCGGCGGCCCUGUUGCCGGCGCACAGGUCAUUUUGUGUAAGGUUGACGAAGCCAAAUACGAUGGCGGAGCCAAACACGAGGACCGAACGUACAAGCAGCAGAAGGAUACUUUCAGACAGUAUUUUACAGAUAAACGCAGACGGGCGAAGCAGUAUGUUGGAGACAUUUUCGAUCAGAAGAAUGCGGGUAGUUCAACUUCAUCUCGAGGGGAUCGGAGUGAGAAGCAACCAGACGUUGCCGGCAAGGCCCCAUUCAUUCUAACUAUCGACGGGGAACGCUUGACCGUGGGUCAGCUUGCGAUUCUCAAGGUGUACGAUGCGAUGUUCUACCCCUUCACGUGCGGAAUGAAUCAAGGGCCUUGGAAGGUUACCUCUAGAGCCGAUCAGGAGCACACUUGUGAGGCCGGUGCUUACAAGCAUCUCUGGACUCACAAGAAAACUGGAUAUGAACACCUUGCACCUCAAUACUACGGAUCCUGGGCCAUCGAGCUUACGACCACGAAUUCGGAUGUUGAAGACAAGCAGCGAUUCGCCAGAGCCAUCAUCAUGGAGUACAUUGAAGGGACCAGCAUCGAGGAGCUUUGCUUCCGGACUGCUAAAGAAUACCUUCUUGUUCCUCGCAACGGGAUGUUGCCUAAGAUGGCCGAUGGUACCAAGUGGUGCUUCGAUAGGAAGCUUCGUUUGGAAGUCUUCGUGACGCUUCUGAAAGGCUACAUGAACAUGCUUCAUCACGGAGUCAAUAUGCGUCUCGACCCCGAAAACAUUCUCCUCACAGGUAAACUUGGAGACGAGCUUCUCACAACGCCUCGCGUUGUGGUGAUUGACUAUGUCGAUGCCCUGAUCGACGAUGAGAGGAAGGGACCUCUCAGGGUUUACCAACGUUGGAAAAAGUCGCCUCACCCCUGGGGCGAAGUCUCUUUCCCAAAGAUGCAAUACUUCCACGGCUGGUUUCCCCACCAUUGGACUCCUCAACUUUUCGACAGCUGGCUCAUUUACAUCUCCGGACAAUUGGACAAUCCGGAGUACAUGGACCGCAGUAUUUCGAAGGGUCCUGGCUUGCCAAAGGACCCUCAGAUGUCGGAGCAACCUGGUUCAGGCCAAGACUCUGAACCUGAGCAUUCUUGA
Messenger RNA from Colletotrichum godetiae, 2058 nucleotides. RefSeq lists its product as uncharacterized. NCBI's taxonomy places the organism in Eukaryota, Fungi, Ascomycota, Sordariomycetes, Glomerellales, Glomerellaceae. The record is from RefSeq and is a predicted model, not a curated record. The transcript has 5 exons. Bases 1 to 2058 code for a protein of 685 amino acids.